This is a messenger RNA of Microdochium trichocladiopsis, 1059 nucleotides long. RefSeq lists its product as uncharacterized. Gene Ontology annotation, cellular component: cytoplasm. The coding region runs from base 1 to 1059 and encodes 352 amino acids. Gene Ontology annotation, molecular function: aralkylamine N-acetyltransferase activity. The transcript is spliced from 4 exons. Lineage: Eukaryota; Fungi; Ascomycota; Sordariomycetes; Xylariales; Microdochiaceae. The record is from RefSeq and is a predicted model, not a curated record.
AUGUCUUCGCCCCCAGGCCCUGAGGGCAACGAACAGGAUCAUGCUAGGGAUGUGAAGCAAACAGAACCCGCGUCUGCUCUUGAUGGAAGUGCCACCCGCUUCGAUCCAGUGGGGUACAUCCACCACCACGACGAGCAGCCAGCAGCAACCACCACCACUACCACCACCUCCUCCUCUUCUUCUGUCGCAAACACUACCACGUCUGGCGGUACUGCCGAAUCUGACACUUCCACGGAGACAAAUCGCGACGCCGAGGAGGACGAUUCUGCCGCUGCCGACGACGCCGUGGACGACUCUGAAGAUCUCGAUGAGGAGUCGGCCAACGUCCGGAAGACCUCGAGCUUCUAUCGUCGUCGCCAGAGCAUGAGUGACACGCGGUUGCAGAAGGUGCUGGGGUUCCCCUUCCGCCCACUCGUCCGGCCCUUGACUGUCUCGGACAUUGACAGCUGCGAGGCCCUGGAGAACUCGGCUUUCAGCAAGGAGCAUGCUGCCACGAGGGAGAAGUUUGAAUAUCGAUUGACAACGUGCCCCGAGCUUUGUAUGGGCCUGUUCUGCACAGUGGUACCCAGCAUUGCCGCGGAAAAUGGCUUUGACAUUGAAACUCUCAGGACCGCGAAGCCCGUAGAGACGGGAAGGCCCGACGGCAGCUUGAGCGUGCUCGUGGCACACAUCGUCUCGACGAAAUGCAUCGGAGAUCUCGUGACAGACGAGUCCAUGGAUUAUCCCAAAGACUUCCGGACGAAUAAGACCGGAUCCGGGCCUACCGGCCACCAGCCGCAAGGACACACCGUCGCCCUGCAUUCGCUCGCUGUGCAUCCUAAGCUACACGGCUGCGGGCUAGGGAAGCUCAUUGUCAAAGCGUACCUGCAGCAAAUCAAGGGCGCGCUGUUGGCCGAUCGUGUCUCGCUGAUAUGUCAAGACUACUUGGUGAGAUAUUAUGAGAAGCAUGGCUUCCAGAACAUCGGAAAAAGCCCAACACAGUACGGUGGAGGGGGCUGGUAUGAUAUGACCUUUAUUUUUGGGAAUGGCAAGGGGUUCGGCAAUGGUGGCAGUAGAUGA